CGCCGCGGGGACCCGCCGUGCCGCAACGGCGCGCGCCCCCCGGCCUGGCCGGCGCGGCCACGCGGCUGAGUCACCCGGCUCUUCACGUUAAGAGUCCCCUCGGCGCGCGGGGCACGCCGGGAAGGCCGGACUCCGGGCCCGCCGCCUGGGGCGGCCGCUGAUAGGUGCCCUCGUUCUUUCCCGACGCGUCCACCCGUCCGAAGAGGACGCUUUCGCACUUGCGGUGCUGGGGUGGCUUCGAUUUCUGAGCUGCGGAUGCCCCCUUUCAAUUAUUAAAGGGAAAUAACAUGAAGAAAAAACAUGACACCAUUGUUUGUGAACCUAAAGAACUUCUGAAUCCCUCUCCCAAAGUAACAAAUUGUUGCAAAUCCCUGAGGGUGAAAUACAGUUUUCAGGAGUACAUGACCCGACUUGUCAGCUCCCAGCCAGUUUCAGCCAUGCGGAGGAACCCAGCCCACCAUCCGCCUUCUCAGCCCAAGGAGAGUAGCGUUGGCCAGAACCAUCACCAGGAGGAAAUAAUCCACAAGCUGGCCAUGCAGUUGAGAAACAUCGGGGACUGCAUCGAUUGUAGGAUGGUUCAAGAGGAUCUUCAACAGGAAGUCAGGGAGACGCUGGCUCAUUUCGUCUUGCUUUUCUUUGGAGGAGUUCAUGUGUUGCUGCGCUUUCUCUGGAAUAACCACUUGAUGUAAAGGAAUGUAAAUGCCAACUUCUGCUUUCCUGCGUCCUCCGAGAAACCCUGAAACGUACUGCAGCCGAUGGAAGAAGACCCUUCUCCAUCCCCCUCUCUGUCACUGUUGGUUCACGCCUGUUUGCUGGAGAACGCCAGACUCCCGGGCCGUUUGUGCGGAGCGACCCGCUAUGAGAUGUUUGUGACUGCCUCCUGGGAAAGCCCAAGGAGGCCGUGCCACUUCGAAAACACCAGUGCUGUGGAUGCUCCCAGUCCUCCUCGUAAGGCAAUCGUAAGCAUUUUCUUCCGUGAGUGAAAUGGAGCCUCAUCCUCAAAACAGAGGACACAGAAAUGGGUGCUUUCUCCUGGCCAUUCCCGGGGUUCCAGGCCCUCCAGCCACCUGUUGGCCCCACCCUUGUUGCCUGUGUCCAGAUCUGCCCUGCCCUGUCUUUUACCUCUCUGUCUACCUCAUCAUCCCUCUCUUCCCCCUUUUCGAAGCAUUGUAAGUAUGAAGUUUGUGUAUAUGAGUUCUUUGUAGGAAAAGUGUUAUUUAAAAAUUAAUAAUUUAAAAAAUGAAAUAAAUAUUGUUAUUUUUUGAGCAUGAAA
Molecule: messenger RNA, 1273 nt
Organism: Ailuropoda melanoleuca (giant panda)
Lineage: Eukaryota; Metazoa; Chordata; Mammalia; Carnivora; Ursidae
Gene: PXT1
Product: peroxisomal testis enriched protein 1
Exons: 4
Coding region: 288-689 (133 amino acids)
Biological process (GO): positive regulation of apoptotic process
Cellular component (GO): peroxisome; nucleus
Source: RefSeq, a predicted model, not a curated record